UCAAGGAGGAGAGAAAGCUUUUUUACCUCGGAAUAUCGAUGACAUCAACCACCUCCUAUUCUCUCCUCGAGCGCGCAGCCGACCAAAGCUCGUGCAGGAAAAUGGGGGCGCGGAGAUAACGGUGUCGAAAAGAGGUUGAACCUGCGACUCCAGCAGCUUUGAGUCACUGUCUCAGUUUCUGUCUCAGUCUCUGUCUCUGUCUCCGGAUACGCGGAAUUACCAUCCAGAGCCGCUCGCGCGGACGGACAGGAAGCGCGAGCGCACAUGAAUUUGUCCCAACGCUGCAAACAACAAAGGCAUUCGGGUUCAAACUGCUGAGGAUUACCAAAACCAGGACAUGAAGCCAAAACGGGUUUAAAAAGACAGUGUGUGUGCCUGAACGAUUGUGUGUGCUUCCCCGUCAUGGCUCCUGGCUCGGUGGAGGUGUUUCCCUCUUCUCUCUUGCUCCUGCUGGCCCUCCUGCUCUCCUCGUUGUCCAGCACCUGCCAUGCCUUAUCUUCCCCCAAGUUCACAAAGAUCCCGACAGAUCAGAUAGGAGUGUCCGGUGGUGUGGUGUCCUUCGUGUGUCAAGCCACAGGCGACCCGAAGCCACAGGUCAUCUGGAACAAAAAGGGCAAAAAGGUCAACUCUCAGAGGAUAGAGACCAUAGAGUUUGAUGAAGGAGCGGGGGCGGUGCUUCGUAUCCAGCCACUGCGAGCUCCGCGAGAUGAGAAUGUUUAUGAGUGUGUGGCCCGGAACAGUGAGGGCGAAAUCGCAGUCACCUCCAAGCUGUCCAUUAUCAGAGAGGACCUGUUGCCAUUUGGCUUCCCCAGUAUAGACAUGGGUCCCCAGCUGAAGGUGGUGGAGAGAACGCGCACUGCCACCAUGCUCUGCGCUGCCAGUGGCAUCCCCGAUCCAGAGAUCUCCUGGUUCAAAGACUUCCUUCCUGUGGAGCCAGCGCUCAGCCAGGGUCGUAUUAAACAGCUACGAUCAGGUGCCUUGCAGAUCGAGCGGAGCGAGGAGACAGACCAGGGGAAAUAUGAGUGUGUAGCAUCGAACUCGCAAGGAGUACGCUACUCCUCCCCGGCCAAUCUCUACGUGAGAGUUCGUCGAGUGCCGCCCCGUUUCACCAUCCUGCCCUCGAGUCAUGAGAUCAUGCCAGGAGGAAGUGUAAAUAUCACAUGUGUAGCAGUGGGUUCCCCCAUGCCCUACGUGAAAUGGAUGCUGAACUCUGAAGACCUGACGCCUGAAGACGAGAUGCCGGUCGGCCGGAAUGUUCUGGAGCUGAAUAGCGUCCGUGAGUCAGCCAACUACACCUGCGUGGCCAUGAGCAGCUUGGGGAUUAUAGAAGCUGUGGCUCAGGUCAUCGUUAAAUCAUUACCCAGAGCUCCCGGCACCCCCAUCGUGACAGAGACAACGGCCACAAGCAUCACCAUCACCUGGGACUCUGGCAACCCAGACCCCGUGUCCUAUUAUAUCAUCCAAUACCGGGCAAAAUCACCCGACAGCAAGUUUGAGACGGUGGAUGGCAUCACAACGACGCGCUACAGCAUCGGUGGCCUCUACCCCAACACUGAGUACGAAAUCCGUGUCUCCGCAUUCAACACCAUCGGCCAGGGCCCACCUAGCAACAAGGUGGAUGCUAGGACAGGGGAGCAGGCACCAGCCAGCCCGCCUCGGAACGUCCAGGCUCAAAUCAUCUCACCCAGCGCAGUAACAGUCAGGUGGGAGGAGCCUGAAGAACCCAAUGGCCAGAUAAAGGGCUAUCGAGUUUACUACACCAUGGACCCGUCCCAGCCAAUGAGCAACUGGAAGAUCCAUAAUGUUCAGGAUAGUGUGAUCACUACCAUCCAGAGCCUGGCUCCAUCUGAGACCUAUACCAUCCGUGUGUUGGCUUUUACCUCUGUUGGAGAUGGCCCCUUCUCUGACUCAGUGCAUAUUAAAGUCCUGCCUGGGGUCCCAGGCCAGCCAGGGAAGUUCCGAGUGGGCAAAGUGAGAGAUACGAGCAUCGAGCUGAUGUGGGAUCCGCCGUUCUCUAAAGAGCCCAUCAAGAGCUACGAGCUCAUUUACAGAGCUGCCAAACAUGGCACGCAGGAGAAGAAGGGCUUUGAGCCCAGGUCCUCGUAUGUUGUCGAGGGUCUGCGAGCAAACACAGAGUACACCUUCUCUCUGGCGGCCAUUUCCAGCAAAGGCAUCGGAGCCUUCACCAAUGAGAUCAUCCAGCGCACUGCACAAGCCAGGGGCCCUCUGGGUACAGCAAGGGGGCCAUGGGAACCUUCCUACCCAUUGUUUACUGCACUUCUCUUGGAUGCCUCUGGAUUACGGAGAAGCAGGAAAUAUCCAGGAGCCAAUGCAGUAAAGAUGCAGGGAACCAGCGAUGCCAUCCACAAGCUGAUUGGUGGACGAUAUGUGCCUAGGAACUUUUCUGUGAAUCUGGCGACCAAGACGAGUGUGUUGCUGACAUGGGAGUUUCCGGAGAGCAGCUCCCCCUACCGCUUUACUGUGGAGUAUAAUCGUCAGAAGAUGGAGGUGGAUGCUCGUUUAAGGAAGGCCGUGAUCCCCAACCUGAUGCCUGACACCAGCUACGAUUUUAAAAUCACCAGUCCUGAGGGCAACCUGGGUGGCCUGAGACACCGCAUCCAUGCCAAAACCUCACCUCCCAUGGUCAUCAAUCGGCCCGAGAUUGACCACAGCCGGGACACUGAGACCACCGUCACCAUCAUACUGCCCUCACUGGACACCAGGAACAACGUUAGGAAUAUCUAUGUGGUGGUGGUUCCGCUGAAGAGAGGCCGAGGAGGGAACCGGCAUCUAAAGAGCCCAGAUGAAAUGGACUUGGAAGAGCUGUUGAAGGACAUUAGCCAGAAGCAGCAUGACCCACGGCAGAGGCAAGUGGACCUGCGUCGCGCCUACAUCACCGCCCGCUUCACUCCGUCCACCCUGCCUGCGUUCUUCACGCUUGGGGACCAGCUGGACUAUGGUGGCUUUGAUAACCGUGCUCUGGAGUCUGGCCAGGAGUAUGUCUUCUUUAUCCUCGCUGAACUCAACUCCACCACUGGGAAGAUGUUCGUUGCCAGCCCCUACACGGACCCGGUCAUUGCACCUGACUCAGACCCCCAGCCUCUGGAUGCUGGAGAUGGACUCAUCUGGGUGGUAGGACCUGUCCUGGCUGUAGUCUUCAUCAUCUGCAUCGUCAUCGCUAUCCUGCUGUACAAGAACAAACCAGACAGCAAGCGCAAAGACUCUGAGCCUGGCACCAAGUGUUUACUGAACAACGCUGAAAUGAUGGCUCAUCACCCCACCGACCCCGUCGAGAUGAGACGCAUCAAUUUCCAGACACCAGGUAUGAUGUGUCACCCUCCUAUCCCAAUCUCCGUCCUGGCAGAACACACCGAGCUUCAGAAGGCUAACGACAACCUCCGGCUCUCCCAGGAGUACGAGUCCAUUGAUCCCGGGCAGCAGUUCACAUGGGAGCACUCGAACCUGGAAGUGAACAAGCCAAAGAACCGCUACGCUAACGUCAUUGCCUAUGAUCAUACCAGGGUCGUCCUCUCACCAGUGAAUGGCAUUAUAGGUAGCGACUACAUCAACGCAAACUACAUUGAUGGCUACAGGAAGCAGAAUGCGUACAUCGCCACACAGGGCCCGCUGCCUGAGACAUUCGGAGACUUCUGGAGGAUGGUGUGGGAGCAGAGAGCUGCGUCGAUAGUUAUGAUGACUAAACUGGAGGAGAAAUCACGGAUAAAGUGUGAUCAGUACUGGCCCAGCAGAGGCACAGAAACGUACGGCUUGGUGCAGGUCACUCUGCUGGACACCAUGGAGCUUGCCACGUUCUGUGUGCGGACCCUCUCAUUGCACAAGAGUGGCUGUAAUGAGAGGAGAGAGGUGAGACAGUUCCAGUUCACGGCAUGGCCUGAUCAUGGUGUACCCGAGUAUCCCACUCCAUUCUUGGCUUUCCUGCGCAGAGUCAAAGCCUGUAAUCCUCCAGAUGCAGGGCCUAUCAUUGUUCACUGCAGUGCGGGCGUGGGACGUACAGGCUGCUUCAUUGUGAUCGAUGCCAUGCUGGAGCGUAUCCGUCACGAGCGCACCGUGGACAUCUAUGGUCAUGUGACGCUGAUGCGCUCUCAGAGGAAUUACAUGGUGCAGACGGAAGAUCAGUACAGCUUCAUCCAUGAGGCCCUGCUGGAGGCUGUCACCUGUGGCAACACUGAGGUGGCAGCACGCAGCCUCUACUCCUACAUGCAGAAACUGGCACAGGUGGAAAGCGGCGAGCACGUCACAGGCAGGGCACUGGAAUUUAAGCGCCUGGCGAACACUAAAGCCCACACCUCCAGGUUUGUGACGGCCAACUUGCCCUGCAACAAGUUCAAGAACAGGCUGGUAAACAUCAUGCCAUAUGAGACCACCCGCGUGUGCCUGCAGCCAAUCAGAGGCCUCGAUGGCUCUGACUACAUCAACGCCAGCUUUAUUGAUGGAUACAGGCAGCAGAAGGCAUACAUCGCCACACAAGGUCCUUUAGCGGAGACCACAGAGGAUUUCUGGAGGAUGCUGUGGGAGCACAACUCCACCAUCGUGGUCAUGCUUACCAAACUGAGAGAAAUGGGGCGGGAAAAAUGUCACCAGUACUGGCCUGCAGAACGCUCUGCCCGCUACCAGUACUUUGUGGUGGACCCCAUGGCCGAGUACAACAUGCCUCAGUAUAUCCUGAGAGAAUUCAAAGUUACAGACGCAAGAGACGGACAGUCACGGACAGUCAGGCAGUUCCAGUUCACUGACUGGCCCGAGCAGGGAGUGCCAAAAUCAGGAGAGGGCUUCAUCGAUUUCAUUGGGCAGGUGCACAAAACCAAGGAGCAGUUCGGGCAGGACGGGCCAAUCACUGUCCACUGCAGUGCGGGCGUGGGUAGGACGGGUGUGUUCAUCACUCUCAGUAUCGUGCUGGAGAGGAUGCGUUACGAGGGAGCUGUGGACAUCUUCCAAACAGUCAAAAUGCUGCGCACACAACGACCAGCCAUGGUGCAGACAGAGGAUGAAUACCAGUUCUGUUACCAGGCCGCCCUCGAGUACUUGGGAAGCUUCGAUCACUAUGCAACAUAAAAGGAGGAAGAACACACUCAUCUCACCAACAACCUGUCUCGAUGUUUUACAACGCUACAGAAAUUCUCUUGUUCCAUGAUGCCAUUGCGAAGGGGAACGUUUUGAAGUACGAUGACAUCGAAAAGAAAUUUGGAGGAGGAAAAAAUACGACAAAAUGACAAAUGAAAAGGUUUUCUCUCAAGAGCUUCCCAGGGAAGUUCUGUAUCACAGCAAGCUUAUUACCUCAGUGUUCAGUUAUUGAUAUUAAUGUCGUGGUCGCCUUUUUAGAAAUAUUACAAUGUGGAUAAAUAAAUGAAACCUCUUUCAAAACAAAAAAAAAAUAUGAUAUGUAAAAAAAAAAACAAACAAUGAAAUCAAACGCCUGGAAAAUUGCUGCACUCUUCACUGGGAGUUUAACCCGAACUGUAUUUGCCAAUGAAAAGAUCAGAUGUGAACUCCAGUCAGCUCCUGAAUGACGAAGGUUUUCGGUGCCGUAAAGGAAGCAGAACUCGUACCUUCUGUGCCUAACGGAGCAACAACAGCAGAGGGUCAAAGGUUAUGGAUUCUCUUGGUUUCGGAGGCGAACGGCUGUAUCACUGACUCUUCUUACACUACAUUAGUAAUGUGAUAUAAUCAGCUUCAGUGUCUCUUUUACUCCUGGUCAGUUGGAGCGCUAUUGUGAUUGAACCUUGCCUUUGAAGAGCUGUCAGAUACGUCUAUAGAUUUUGUCGGAUUUCGACAGAGCGCCUGUGAAUACUGUUAUUCUGAUGUGUGUCACUCUUUCUCUUUCUUUCUCUUUCUCUCUGUCUCUUUCUCUCUCCACAAAUAUGCUGCUUAUACCCUGUGUGUGAGAAGAAAAUAUGAGUUAGCAAUGGCUUAAAUUUAGUCAUCUCCUGAAAAUGUCGAAAAGUGGAGCUUUUUUUUUUAUUAUAAGAUCCAAGACUGCAGAUCAAGAAGCUGGUUUUUUUGAGCCCGUAUAAAGACCAUACACAUACAAUACGCCCUUAUUCUGUUCUGAGAUAAACACUAGGGGCAGUAAUGACCAUAACAUGACCAUGUAUAUAUCUUGGCAGAAAAUAUAAAGCUGAAGUAUUUCUAAUUCUAAUGGUCCUGCCAACUCUAAAGGUCUCAAGAAGACUCCUUUCACAAGUAAAUUUCAAAGCAUUCUAGUGUUCUUACUAAAAACUAAAAAGCUUCGUAAAGUUGAAUAAAACCCUUGCCAAAAGCGAAGACUGACUGCAGAAGCCAGUAAAAGUCAGUUAUUCCAGUUGUUCUCUCGCUUAAUUAAACUGAGCUAGAAGAAAAUGUUAUGUUUUUGUUUAGUGGAGGAGUCGUGUGUAGGCAUAGCACAAAUGAGUUUCAUAUGAAUAGUUACAGAGGAUUUAGCACAAGCUGUCUGAAACGGAGGAGGAUGGAGGACAGUUUUCGUAGGUCUGAUACUCUUCUCGUCAAGAGACUAAAAGUGAGCCUUAUUGUCGUCGUCAAAUAUUUAACCAACAUGAUUUUUUAUUUCGUUUUGCUGAUAUUAUGCUUGUAUUUUUAAUAAUAUUUAUAUUAUUUUGGAGUACUUGCUGGAAUAUAAUCGACGAGAUGUUGUGUAGUUGGCAAGCUAACGUGACUGUACAUGGUCCCUCUGUACGUUUUUUGAUAUUUCCUGUACAAUUCUCUCUUAGAGUGUCCUGUAGGAACAGAACAGCACAAGGCCUGGAAUGAGCUUGUUCCUAAAAAAAAAAAAAUUGAAUUAUCUCCCAGAAGGGCCAAACAACCCUCCGUACUUUUGUGAAAAUGACCAUGUACCCUGUUUCUCGUCAGAAAGAUCAGCUCUCCAGAGUGUCAGUACUAUAAAUAUAAUUCUCCUGCUGAUAAUAAUAAUUACACCAAAACAAAUGACGACUACUUAAAAGUAUUCGAGAGAGAUUAAGGAACAUUAAAAUGACCACAGCGACUUUUAGAGCCUAUUCUUUAAAGCACAUACUGAUGGAGUUGAUGAUGAUGUUAUUUUAACUUAUAUUUAUUACCCUUUAUUAUCCAAUCUACUUAUUUAUAUUAGAUUACGGCUGAUGUUUGUUGAUAUAUAUGGAAAUGGUUAUGGUGAAAUUGCACAAUAUACAGCAUUAUGAUCAAAAUAGCUCUGUAACAAUGGAGCAUAUGUUCAAAUGCAGUUUAACAUGGGCUGAAGUGAUAGAGGAGAUGAACUUUUCUCCUCAUCCCUCAAGGUAAAGCACAUAUGAAAGACUUACAACUGAAUAUGUAACAACCUUAAAAGUACAUACAGUAUAUAUAGCCAGCUUUUGACAUAUCUUACAAAUGUCACAGCACAUACAGUGCCCCAGAUAGUAUUCACCCCUAGUGAUUCUUUCUCUUUUUGCUGUGUUGUAACAUCAAAUUUAAGUAUAUUAGAAUAGGAUUUUUCCCUUGCUCCUUUAGAAGUGACUCUCUACAGAAAUAAAAUUAAAUGAAUUAUAUAGAUGUCCUCAGAAAUAUUUACAAAUAAAAAAUCUAAACACUGCUUAAUUGAAAAGUGUAAAGUUAAGAGACAAUACUUAGUGCGUUGUCCUUUUGCAGAAAGUACAGCUUUGAGUCGUCUCGGAUAUGCCUCUGUGAGCUUUGCACAUUUUGAUUUUGGCAUUUUCUCCCAUUCCUCAAUGCAAUUUUUCUCCAACUCUCCCAAAUUAGAUGGAGUUAACAACAAUUUUCAGGUCAUGCCACAGAUUUUCAAUUAGAUUUAAGUAUAGUCUUUGACUCGGCCAUUCUAAAACACAGAGCUUCUGUUUUCAAGCCAUUCUUUUGUAGUUUUUGCUCUUAGACACAGAUUUCUGGCUGACUGGAACAGGUUCUCCUCAAGAAUCUGCCUAUAUUGAGGUCCAUCCAUGUUGCCCUUGAUGGCAACAAGAUUUUCAGGUCCUCCUGCUGGAAAGCAACCCCAGAGCAUGAUGCUGCUACCACCAUCCUUGGUGAUAGGAAUGGUGUUACUUGAGUGUUGGGCUGUGUUUGAUCUGUGCCAAACAUAAUACUUAUAGACCAAAUGUCUCAAAAUCAUUUUCCAAAAGCUCUCAGAUUUUGUCCCAUGGCAUCUAGACAACUCCAGGAAUUGUUUUUUUUUAAAAAAAUGUUAGCCUUUCUCAGAAGUGGCUUCCUUCUGGCCAUUGUCCUAAAUCCCAGAUCUGUGAAGAGCUGAUGAUAUCGUUGAGGUCUGCACAGGUUCUUCUAUUUAAGCCAGUGAGCUGUGUAAUUCCUUCAGUGUUGUCAACCUCUUGACACUUCUCUGACAAAUGCCCUGCAUGCCCGUGUGCUCAGUUUGGAAGAAUGGCCUGAUUUUGGUAGUGUCUGGGUUGUGCCAUAUUUUUCCCACUUUGUUAUAAUGGAUUUCUUAGUAGUCCUAGGGAGUUUCAAAGCUUUGAUGAUCUUUUUCUAACCCUCUCCAGUUUUUUUUUUCCUACUAACUACUAUAUCUUGAAGCUUCAUGGGCAGUUCUUUGGUCCUUGUGAGAGCACGACUGAUCUGAUCUGACAUUUUAUCUGUGAGACCUCCCAAAGUCAGUGAUGUUUACUGUGCAAGCAUACAAUUGGACACAGGUGGAUUUGAAAUGAAUGCAGGUGUACCUUAUUUAACAUUUUUAGUGUGAGUGCUCAAGAAAAUUAAAUACUUUAGACUGUUAAAAGAAGGGGGGGGGGAUACUUAUCAAUUAAUUUUUUUAAAAUUAUUCUGAGAACAUCCAAAUAAUUUAUUUAAUGUUAUUUAUUUAGAGAGUUACUUCAAAAGAACCAGAAAAAAAAAGCAUUCUGAUAUAUUUGAUGUUGCAAUACAGCAAAAAGAGAACUAAUCACUAGCGGGUGAAUACUUCCUGAAGGCACUGUAAAAGAGGGAAAAUAAAGCAGGAUAACUCACAGAAUUUGGAUAAAAAAUGGACCCCAAGAUUUUAAUACAUUGCAAGAUAUUCAGGCCAAGUGCUAACAAGUGUUCACACUUUCAACCUCUUACUUCUCUCUGCUGAUUUAUUUGAAAUCAUAUAUGUAGAUAUGUUGACUUUGUAAUAAAAACAGAAAGACUGGAUACACA
This is a messenger RNA of Pangasianodon hypophthalmus (striped catfish), 9111 nucleotides long. RefSeq names its product receptor-type tyrosine-protein phosphatase S. Gene Ontology annotation, biological process: protein dephosphorylation. Bases 403 to 5073 code for a protein of 1556 amino acids. The transcript has 31 exons. NCBI's taxonomy places the organism in Eukaryota, Metazoa, Chordata, Actinopteri, Siluriformes, Pangasiidae. The record is from RefSeq and is a predicted model, not a curated record. Gene Ontology annotation, molecular function: protein binding; protein tyrosine phosphatase activity.